Molecule: messenger RNA, 1600 nt
Organism: Wasmannia auropunctata (little fire ant)
Lineage: Eukaryota; Metazoa; Arthropoda; Insecta; Hymenoptera; Formicidae
Product: tyrosine-protein kinase receptor torso-like
Exons: 10
Coding region: 321-1400 (359 amino acids)
Molecular function (GO): protein binding
Source: RefSeq, a predicted model, not a curated record
GUCUUAUAUCCGGAGUAAACAAACAAGGUUAAGUUCUAAAGUUUUGCUCGAAUUCGUAGCUCUAGCGUCUAUCCUUGUUCGUUUACUCCCCGUCUCGCUCGAGCGUGACCAAGGGAGAGGUGGUGGUAUUUUCGCUCUCGCGAGAUUUUUGGACUGCGCUCGCUUUGGCGUUCUUGCAGCAUCAUUUCACCCUUGUUGUUUAGCAAUUGUUAAACAAGGACAAACGAUGCUUACAAGCGCUGGAAGUAUCUGUAAGCGCCAAACCGAACGCGGCCGUCGCAGCCUUGGGUCACAGCUAGACCUACAGCGAAGUUGGCAAAAUGCUGUUUUUCUUAUUUUAUUGUGUAAUUUCCGUCCAUGGAUUUGGUUUCCAAGAAGCUCUGAAUACCAGUCAGUGUAUGAUAGCAUGCAGAGAUAAAGAUGAUUGGUGCCUUGAGGAUUGUACGCAACCCACGGGCCAGUUCGAGCUUGAUCAGACAGUAGAAAGGGAAGCUGAUGCGAAUGUCACUUUACAUUGCAGAGGAACGCAUUCGCUAGUAAUUAAAUACAAUCCUGCAAGUUAUGUUAUAGAAUUACAGAGCAUACCCGAUCACACUUGGAGUAAAGCCACAGUGAGCGAUGGCGAAUUUACGAUGUUUAAAUACUUGAAGGCAGACACAGUUUAUCGUUUUCGUUUAUAUAUGUUAACACAGACAGGCUUUACAUCACCUGAAAUAUCAAAUUGGUUCUUAACUUACGCAGUUGAUUACCAACCAAAAGCGAUUAAACACAUUUCAGUUGCAAAAUUUGAAAAGCAAAUUAACGAUGUAAACAAACUACAAGCGGAAAUUAUGUUUCAACCUGCUCAGGAUCAGAAUUGUCAUUAUCAGAUAAUUUUUUCGGCAGUUGGGGGGCCUUUAUUAUCAAAAUUUUAUUUAAUAUUUAAGUCUUCAGAUUUCCGCUUUCCUCUCAGAAAUUUAGACUACAAUCAGAGUUAUGUUGUAUAUAUUCAAUCGUUUAAUCAUAACUAUGCUAAAGUCAGUGACCCACCGACGUUUAUUUUUUUCACACCAUCAUCGUGCCUAGAAAUUUAUCACUCUUUAAGAAUCUGCGCACCUGAAAAGGUAACAGGUUUCCGGACGAAGAGCAUUCUAAAGCGAAGUGAAAUAUCUCAUGACAUUGCAGUUAAAUGGAAUAAACCCAUUCUACAACCGGACAAUUACACGUUACAGUUUAAGGCCUCUGUAGUUAAACCGCAUUUACUAGUUGUACCCGGAGAUGCAGUCGAAGCUCUCUUCUUAAACAUCCAGAAUAUAAAGUCAUAUGAGAUCACUAUUGUAGCAAAAUCAAGGGGCGGUGUAAGUUUACAAUCGAGUGUAUCCAGAAUUAUCGAUGAAAUACCAAAAAUGUAUACAUUUUAACCACUACAUUAGGCAUGUCAACGACAUGUGUAUAUCUAGACGAAGCUCGACCUUUGGCAUAAAGAUAAUAUGAGCGAUGAUCAUUUUAUACUUUCACAAUACAUCAAUCUAAAUGAUUCCAAAUUUAACAUGUACAAUAUAUAAUUUUAUAACAGAGAAUUAAAUUACACACUAUUAAAUUUGUAGUGUCAAAUUUAACU